This is a messenger RNA of Trametes versicolor FP-101664 SS1, 321 nucleotides long. RefSeq lists its product as uncharacterized. Gene Ontology annotation, cellular component: mitochondrial large ribosomal subunit. The transcript has 2 exons. Lineage: Eukaryota; Fungi; Basidiomycota; Agaricomycetes; Polyporales; Polyporaceae. The record is from RefSeq and is a predicted model, not a curated record. Gene Ontology annotation, biological process: translation. Bases 1 to 321 code for a protein of 106 amino acids. Gene Ontology annotation, molecular function: structural constituent of ribosome.
AUGUCGUUUGCUGCCGCCUUCCUGCCUGCUUUCCUGGCUGCGCCGAAGCCGUUCUCGUGGGCCAUGCCUGCAUUACCCUCCCUGCUCGAGCUCUUCCCUCCGUGGCUGCUCGCGGUACCCAAAAAGAAGACCUCGCACUCGCGGAAGGCUAUGCGUAGCGCGAACAAGGGGUUGAAGGAUAAGGAGAACUUGGUGCAUUGCCAGAGCUGCGGCUCACCAAAGCUGGCACACAACAUGUGCCCCAAGUGCUACCGAGAGCUCAACAUCAGCUGGAAGGCGAAGAACCGGUCUGCGGAGCAGAGCGAUGUUACCGUGUUCUAG